UGGUUUUCAGAAUUAAGAGGGGAAAAUAUUAGGUCUUCACCAUAAAUUUGGAAGGGGUUGAGAGAAUCCUUCCUGCCAAUCCACCGGAGAAACAGAGAGAGACUCAGAGAGGAGAGAAAACGCGAAGGGGAGCGAGGGGGAGCGAAAUGAGAUCAAACCUCAGAUUACCCAGAUCGAGAGGAAGCCGGAUUUCUCUCGAUAAGUUCUUGAAAUCCACUAAAAAUCUCUCGAAACCUUCGCCGAAGCUUUGGCCGGAUGAUCCCCGACCUGAACCAAUUCCUUCCGACGAACAAGGAUUGCCCAUUUUGGACCUCCGUCACCCGCUCCUUCAGAAGCUCGAAUCUUCGAGAUCUGUCGCUGAAUUUGAUCAGAUUUACGUCCAAAUCGUUGUCUCCGGCCUCCUUCAGUACUCUCUCGCUGCCGGUCGAGUGAUUAAGAAACUUUGUAGUGGCUUUGGUUUGUGUUCUCGCGCUGUUUCGGUUAUCGAUUCCAUCGAUGAAGCCGAUGUGUUUAUGGGCAACACCAUUCUGAGGUGUUUCGUGAACUCCAAUGACCCGUUGGAUGCUUUAGGGUUUUACUAUGGCAAAAUGGUCGCCAGAUGCCUUGGGCAUAACCACUAUACAUUUCCCUUGUUAACGAAGGUCUGUGCGGAGAUUGGAUCGGUGAAAGAGGGAGAGAAGAUUCAUUCACUGGUUCUGAAAUAUGGGUUCGAGUCGGAUUUGUAUGUUAGGAACUCAUUGAUUCAUAUGUACGCGGUAUGUGGACGGGUUCGAGAUGCACGCAAUGUGUUCGAUGGAGGGUCUGUUUUGGAUUUGGUGAGUUGGAAUUCGAUGAUUGAUGGGUACGUGAAGAACGGAGACAUGACUGUUGCUCGUGAGUUGUUCGAUGAAAUGCCUGAGAGAGAUGUUUUCAGCUGGAAUUCUAUGGUCAGUGGUUAUGCAGGGAUUCAGGAUAUGGAGGCUGCAAGGUAUCUGUUCGAGAGGAUGCAUCUCCGUGAUACUUUCUCUUGGAAUUCUAUGAUCGAUGGUUACGCAAAGGCAGGAAAUGUUGUUCUUGCACGGGAAUUCUUCAAUCGAAAUCCGAAAAGAAGUGUGGGUUCUUGGAAUAUUGUAUUGGCUCUCUACGUUCGGGUCAAAGAUUACGUAGAAUGCCUGAGAUUGUUCGAGGUAAUGCUGGAUGAAGGAGAGUGUAAGCCAAAUGAGGCAUCCAUUGUGAGCGUAUUGACCGCUUGUGCAAAUUUACGCCGGCUUGAUACAGGGAAGUGGAUACAUUCGUACAUUAGAAGCAACGGGAUUAAACCCGAUCUGCUGCUCUCAACAUCUUUGCUGACAAUGUAUGCUAAAUGCGGGGCAGUGGAUAUGGCCCGAGACAUAUUCGAUACAAUGCAAAAGAGAAGCAUUGUGUCAUGGAGUUCGAUGAUUAUGGGGUAUGGUAUGCACGGUUAUGGAGAGAAAGCCGUGGAAAUGUUUCUAGAGAUGGAAGAUAGUGACGAUGUUGUUGUCCCUGACGUUACAACUUUCAUUUGUGUUCUGUCUGCCUGUGUUAAUGCCGGAAUGUUUCUAGAAGGUUGGUGGUUCUUUGAUCGUAUGUGUCGAGUCUACAAAAUCAAGCCUGGAACGAAGCACUACGGCUGUAUGGUCGAUCUUCUUGGCCGAGCUGGUCUGACAAAAGAUUCUGAGGAUCUAACACGAAAAACCCGACCCCUCCUUUCUUCUUGCUUCACUCAUGCCGAUACCGAGCUUGGAAGAAUCUUGGCUGAGCAUUUGAUCAGGGUAAACCCGAAUGAUGUCGGGCAUUAUGUGUUACUGUCACAUAUAUACGCAUUGGAAGGAAAGUGGGAGGAGGUGGAAGGAGUGAGAAGGAUGAUGAACGAGAAAAACUUGCAGAUACCUGCAAUGUCGGGAGCCGUCAGAACGAGAGAAUCAAAAUCUGCAGCUACUCCGGGAACUUACUCGUCUUACAGGGAAAGGAUCAUAUACUCGAUGUUGUGUGAGAUGGGUGACGAGCUGAAGGCAGUGGCUGUGAGUGAGAACUGUACGGAAGAGUAGAUGACAUCGGAUGUUGUCAUGGACCGACAUGGGUCCAAUUGACUGAAUUAUUCGCAGAAACAUAUAAUGAUGUUCGAAAAGGUACAAUACCCAACGAGGUGAAACAACUCAAACACAGGAGCUGAUAUUAUUCAAACCAGACUAUGGCAAAAAGCACAAGUUUUACACAAGAAGCAGAAGAAGAUAAGUGAAAUGGGUCGAUGACCUUAUUGAUGGUAGUCAGGUAAUGGUCUUCGACGGCUUCAGUCCCAAAUCCGACCCGAGAUACCUCCCUUGAAAGUGUCCACCCGACGUCGACGAAUGUCAUGCAAUAAGUAUGCUAUAAGAGGUACAGCUGCGAUCCAUGUAGCACAUACCGGAUAGGCCAACUCCAAUAUGAACGAUCCGACAUCUUCUCUUGGAUCUUCCGAGUUCGGAAACGUAUAGGCAAAUGAUCCGAGGUUAGAAAUCCCGAGAGCCACGAUCGAACCGCAGAGAACUGUCCAGGUCGGGAGUCCAAUGAUGAAGAAAAUGAUCACGGCCAUGGACGAGAAGAAGGAGACUCCGUUGAAACCGUAGAAAAAUAUCGCGGGAUCGAAGUUCAUCGUCAUCUGGCCAGCCACAUGCUGUUCUGUGGCAUCAUCCGAGCUCGAGGAAGAGUCGUCUUGCCAAUAUCCGCCGGGUGGGCUGAGACCGGCCUGAUACGUGGCCGUGGCUAUCAGUAUGGCCACGACAAGAACUGAGCUCUGGAUAUCGCUUUUGUCUCUGGUUCUUUUCCUGCUGCUGUUGAAAUUGCUCAGUCCCAACAGUUUGUUUCGUCUCUCGAAAAUCGACAGAUUUUGCAUCAGAUACUCCGGAAGGGUUCUGGUCGGACCGGUCAGUUCUUUCGCCUCUUUCGCUUUGGCACCUCGGAGGAUUUUGGCGAUGUCUGGAUUCAGAGAAGAUUGUUUACUUUGGAAUAUGUCCAAAGCAGUCUUCUCCUCGAAGUUCUUCGCGUUUACGUGGACUUUCUUGCACAGCAA
Molecule: messenger RNA, 3049 nt
Organism: Tarenaya hassleriana
Lineage: Eukaryota; Viridiplantae; Streptophyta; Magnoliopsida; Brassicales; Cleomaceae
Product: pentatricopeptide repeat-containing protein At3g29230-like
Exons: 1
Coding region: 147-2048 (633 amino acids)
Biological process (GO): RNA modification
Molecular function (GO): RNA binding; protein binding
Source: RefSeq, a predicted model, not a curated record